GAGUAACGUGAUGUGGUGCGGGGAGUGGGGAGUCCGUGUUUAUGAAGAGUCGAGGUUAUGUUUACAAACAAGAAAAUUGAAUGAAUAGUUCUGAACGUCCUGGAGUUAAUUAUUUGAUGGAAGCAGAUCCACAUGGCAUGUAAUAAACUAACGCGAAUGUAAGUCAUUUGUAAGUUUGAUGGCCACUCAAUACAAACAGUUUUUGAAUCUAUUGAAGAAGUGGCCUGUGGAUCCGACCAAGCGUGGCAGAGAUAUUGCAGAAUAUAUACAAGAAGAAGUGAAAAAAGCAUUCAGUCGUGGAAUUCUAUCAGUAGCAGAUGAAGAGAAAUGUUCUCGAAAUCUUGCGAGUUUAACAAGAUUGAAUGAUAAUGUGUAUGGACAGAAAUACAAGAGAACACGUGUAUCAUCUUCCACUGGACUAACCCGUGAAGAGUGUCACCAAGUAUUAUCAACAGAGUCUUUAGAGCUUUUUAAAGAAAGAAUCCUGCUUGUAAAAAUCAAGAAAUUGCAUACUCCAGUUUUAGCCCAGUCUGUAAUUGAUUUUCUUCAACCAAAAAAGGAGCAGAUUUUCAUUGAUAUGACAUUUGGAGCUGGAGGACACACAGAGUAUAUUCUGAAUGCCGCACCCAACACUAAAGUGUUUGCUCUUGAUAGAGAUCCUACUGCCUUCAAAAUAGCUAAUGAUUUAUCACAACGUUAUCCACACAGAGUUGUUCCUUUACUUGGAAAAUUCAGUGAUUUGCCUUCAUUGCUUCAUGAAGAAAAAGUAAAACCAAGUUCAAUAGACGGAAUCCUCUUUGAUUUAGGGUGCUCCUCUAUGCAGUUUGACAAAGCGUACAGAGGAUUUUCUGUUAGCAAAGAUGGUCCUCUUGAUAUGCGGAUGGAUGGAAAUCGAUUGCCAAACUCCAUAACUGCAGCAGAUGUUUUGGCAAAGAUAGAAGAACAUGAUUUAGCAAGAAUUUUAUCAGUGUAUGGUGAAGAGAAGAUGGCCAAAAAAAUAGCUCGGUCAGUUAUAGAAUCACGUUACAUGCUUCUUAAAUUGCAAACAACUCAUCAGUUAGCAGAGCUGGUUGCUGGGAUUUUUGAUUCUGAUAAAAGAAAAGAUAAAUUGAAACGACCUGCCCAUGUAGCUACAAAGACAUUUCAAGCCCUUAGAAUAUUUGUUAAUAAUGAAUUAAAUGAACUCAAUUAUGGAAUGACAAUUGCUCAUAGGUACAUGAAAGUUGGAGGAAAAAUUGUUAUAUUGUCUUUCCAUUCCUUAGAAGAUAGAAUUGUCAAAUGUCAUUUGAAUGAGAAUAUGGCUUAUAAUUCUGGGAAACUAAUGGGUCUAAAAGGAUUUGAUCCCACAUUUUACUGUGAUGAAAAAGAAUUGGCAAGUCUCAAAUCUGACAUUUGGAAACCGCUGUUGAAACAUGUUUUAAUUCCUUCUUCUGAUGAAAUGACAGACAACCCUAGAAGUCGGUCUGCAAAAUUGAGAGCAGCUGAAAAAAUUAAGUGA
Gryllus bimaculatus (two-spotted cricket) is the source of this 1498-nucleotide messenger RNA. The record is from the annotation of a GenBank genome assembly. Lineage: Eukaryota; Metazoa; Arthropoda; Insecta; Orthoptera; Gryllidae.